AUGAUGGCUCGCAACGCGAUGAAUCGGCCAUUGACCAGCCAGCUAUCCAAAGAAGCCGAGGAAGACAAGAAACCAAAGGGAGUGAGGCCAACAGUUUCGAUUCCAGUCCCUUCAGUCCCCGCGGCCAUCGCCACCAUGACUCCAGGACCAGCUCCAUCUGAAACAUUUGCCCAAAAGUCCACCGCCCCAGCGGCCCCUGACCGCUCCCGCCGCAAUCAAGCUCCGCCCGCCCUGGUCAAGACAGUCUCUGCCCCGAUAUCUUCUCAAAUCUCUGCACCUUCUUCGUCCGCCGCCACCAAAAGACAUUCCUACGCCAACCCUCCUUCAGUCUCUACCCGUUUAACCUCAACCAAACACGACGGCGCAAGCAUCCAAAAAUCGUCGGUUGCUCAUAGGGCACUCCGUGUCGGACACUCCUCCUCAAAUGCACCGAUGCCCACUCAGGCGCAGGUGAAGGCUCAGGCACACGCCAAAGCGCAGGCAGCGCUUGCUCAAGUCACUCGUGAGCGCACCCGACCGCUCUCGAAUCGACCAGUACCAUCAGCACCCUCGGCACCCAAGGUUACUCCUACACAGAGACACCGAACGCAGGCUACCGCCGCAUCCAAUCGUUCGGCAGCUCCCUCUGUUAGACGACCCAGUUUCCAAAAGAAGGCCAAGCCCACAACACAGACCAUCACUCCUAGUCUUCGAGCUCGCCCUGUCAUCCCGUCUGUGCCCUUGUUCGAAAUAUCCAUGGAGAUUGCAUCCCCCCAACCUCAUGUUCCCGACAUGGAUAUGGACAUUGAGCCAGAAGUCGAUGGCUUUGACAUGGACCCUUCCUUUGUGUCCGAGUACCAGGCAGACAUAUUUACUUACAAGCGAGAGAUGGAGGUGAGCUUUAUGGCAACCCUUCAUGACAGCCAUACCGUCGAUAUUCUUUCAGAGUCAAGCCAAACCAUUGACCGUGAUUACACUUUCUUGCUGACAAAAAUAGAUAAAACAUCUGCCGGACCCAACGUACAUGGACAGACAAGUGGAUCUGAGCUGGCACCACCGUGUCCGACUCAUUGA
This is a messenger RNA of Linnemannia hyalina, 1053 nucleotides long. The record is from the annotation of a GenBank genome assembly. Lineage: Eukaryota; Fungi; Mortierellomycota; Mortierellomycetes; Mortierellales; Mortierellaceae.